Molecule: messenger RNA, 1764 nt
Organism: Sparassis crispa
Lineage: Eukaryota; Fungi; Basidiomycota; Agaricomycetes; Polyporales; Sparassidaceae
Product: Karyogamy protein
Exons: 5
Coding region: 1-1764 (587 amino acids)
Cellular component (GO): nucleus; RNA N6-methyladenosine methyltransferase complex
Molecular function (GO): mRNA binding; methyltransferase activity
Source: RefSeq, a predicted model, not a curated record
AUGCCGUCUCCACCUCGUUCUCCUGCACCCUCACCAACUUCUUCUCCAACACUACCUACGAAACCGAGGCCGAAUAGGCCAGAUUUGCCACCAGCCAAGCGUGCGCGAGUUGCGCGAUACCCGAAUUACGUGCCAGAAGAGGAGACUAUCAGAAAUGACUAUUCGCAGAGAUACGUGGACGGAGGGGAGUGGCCUCAGAACUGGGUGCUUGGCGCCCACCCCGAACAUCGCUUCGAAGAAUAUCCGAAGCAGCAGAGACUUCUCGCCCUAAAGAAAGCCUCAGUCGCCGCACACACACUUCCUCCGACCUAUUUAUCAUUCUCCGAGCUGUCGUCUCUCCAUCCUUCGAAAUUCGAUGCUAUUCUCAUAGAUCCGCCGUUCUCUUCGUCCUUCACAUGGGACGACCUCCAAGAACUUCCAAUUCCGGCGCUGGCCGCCGACCCUUCCUUCGUGUUGAUGUGGGUCGGUAGCGGCGCUGGUGAGGGACUAGAGCGUGGUAGAGAGGUGAUGGCGAAAUGGGGCUUCAGGCGAUGCGAGGAUAUCGUCUGGGUCAAGACUAAUAACACGAGUAACCGGGGGCCGGGAACAGAUCCACCCACUACUUCGUUACUCACGCGGACAAAACAGCACUGUCUCAUGGGUAUUCGUGGCACGGUUCGGCGCUCAACGGACAGCUGGUUCGUGCACUGCAACGUCGACACCGAUGUUAUGAUUUGGGAAGGCGAUGCCUCCGACCCAACACUCAAACCUCCAGAGAUGUACACGCUGAUCGAGAACUUUUGCCUCGGCUUACGGAGGCUGGAAAUAUUUGGGCGUGCGCGGACGACACGUCGGGGUUGGGUGACCGCUCUUGCAGAAGGCGAAGAAGAGCGAAUAGCACACAAAAUGGAGGUCGAGGUCUCCGUGGACCCUCAGGAGACCGCAGUUAAGUGGGACAGGGAGACAUGGGAAGCCCGUAUCAAGGAGCUCGCAAACGGAGGCAAGGCCGUUGUGCCCAUGACACCAGAAAUCGACGCGCUGCGGCCUAAGUCGCCGGUACGUGGUGGGCCUGCGAAUCCAAGUAUGGGCAUGGGCGCUGGCGCAGCACCCAGCGCAACUCCGAUGGCUAUGGGCAUGUCCGUGGCGGUGCCGAUGGGCAGUAAUACGGGCUCCGGGAAUCGCAGCGGGUUCAACAGUUCCAACAGGAUGAUGGGCCAACCCUUGAUGGGCAUGAACACACUCGCAGGAGCGGCGGACAUGGGUAUGAUGUGGCCUGACAUGGGUAUGAAUGUCAACAUGGUCGGCAUGAACGGCAUGAAUGGCAUGAACGGCAUGAAUGGCAUGAACGGCAUGAAUGGCAUGAAUGGCAUGAACGGCAUGAACGGCAUGAAUGGCAUGGGUGGGAUGAACAUGGGGAAUAUGCAGGGGAUGAACACCAUGGGCCUGGGCAUGCCGGUGAAUCAACAGGCGAUGGGCUUCGCGCAAGGCGGUGGCGGUUUCUCUGGCUUCGAGGGAGGUCAGAUGCAGCAGGUGCCAGGGGCAAUGGGCAUGGUUAAUGGCAUGGGUGCCGGAAUGGGGUGGAUGGGGAACGGCGACGGACAGUUCGUUGAUACUGUGGGAGGGAUGUGGGAUGGUGGAAUGGGAGAAGGCAUGAUGGGUAUGAACGGAAUGGGAAACAUGGGGAUGGCAGUGAACAUGGGUAUGAACCCGGGCAUGAACUCUAACAUGGGCAUGAGUAUGGGCAUGGGCCAAUGGGGCGGAGAUGGCUUUGACGGUGCGUAUUGA